AUGUUGACCAUGCUCAAGCAACAGUCCCCUAGAGGCUUCAUCGUCCCGAGGGCACGCCCCAAGACGCUGCUCUUCCUGGCCCUCGCCGUCAUCUCCGUCUACUUCCUCGCAACACGCGGCGCUCCUGCCGGAUACCGCGUCGUCCCGUGGGACCACCAAGGCGCCGCUCCGUCCUCCGAGACGGUCGCCGAGCCCCCCAAGUCGGAAGAAGAGAGGAAGCAGGAGGAGGAGAGACAGAAGCAGGAGAGAGAAAAGCACGAACAGGACCUCCGGGACGAGUUCGCGCGCGAGUACGAUGCCGCCAAAAAGCUGCCCGGAAACGAUGCCAUCUACGGAAACACGCUCAAUUCUUUGAGAGACAAGGAGAACAGGACCGCCGAACAUGCCGCCAACCUCCGAGAGGCCGGCACUCAGGAGGAGGCCUACACCAACCAGCGCCCCGUCUACUUCAACCCCUAUCCCGACUACAACAGCGAGGAGUGGAAUAAGACGCAUCGCGCGCCCCACGUCCCGUGCAUUGGCGCUACUGGCGAGGCAGUUGAGGAUCUAUUGGUCUUCAAGGGCCACCCUGAGAAGUUUCCCGACCCGGGCUUCGGCGGCUUCGAUAUCCUCAACAUGGACGGCAACGUCUGCUACGAGCGCGAGACCAGGCUCGGUCCCUAUGGCCUUCUGCCCCAGCUCAGCAAGGCCGGUCUCCGCAUCGACUGGGACAACAUCAACUGGGGCGAUCUCCAGGAGAAGUGCAUUGAGAGAAACAUCGCUCGAUUCGACGAGGGCGAGCCGAACCCAUACAUCAAGACCGCUUACCCCGACAUUGCAGAGAAGUACGGCAAGGAGAUCGAUGAGGCAGAGAAGCAAAACGAGAAGCGCGGGCUCGGUAAGUUCAGGGGCGGAUCCAAGGCCGUCAAGGUGACGACACCGGACACCCGCACCGCCGUCCUGUUGCGAACCUAUACCGGCAAGAAGUACACCGAGAACGACAAGCAGGUCAUCCGCUCCCUUAUUUCUGAGCUCUCCCUCCGAUCCGGCGGCGAGUAUCAGAUCUUCUUGCUGCUGCACGUUCGCGACCAGGCCCUCGACAUCUGGAACGACGAGGCGACCUACCAGUACGUGCUCAAUGAGCACGUUCCCCUCGAGUUCCACGGCAUCACCAAGCUCUGGAACGACCAGGCCGUCUGGAACAUCUACACAGCUUUGACAGACGAUAACGAGAAGAGCGUGCACUCGGCCCAGUGGCUGUCGGUGCAGAAGUUCAGCCAGGACCACCCUGAGUUCGACUUUAUCUGGAACUGGGAAAUGGACGCCAGGAUCAUCGGCCAUAACUACGAUUUUCUGCAGCGCCUCGGCGACUUCGCCAAGAAGCAGCCUCGCAGAGGCCUGUGGGAGCGCAACGAGCGUUACUACAUCCCAGAUUACCACGGAGACUACGACACCGACUUCCGCAAGGACGUCGAGCAGCGCACCCGCGGCAACCAAAUCUGGGGCCCGCCCAAGUUGCCCUUCAUCAACCCGGUCGGCCCCAAGCCUCCCGUCGAAAAUCCUGAAAAGGACCCUUACAAGUGGGGAGUCGGCGAGGAGGCCGACAUGAUCACCGUCGGCCCCAUCUUCAACCCCAUUAACAGCAGCUGGAUCAUCUCGGACCACAUCUGGGGCUACAGAGACGAGCAGUUCCCCGAUCCCGCCAAGACGCUCCCCCGCCGAACCACCAUCGUCACCCAGUCCCGCGUCUCAAAGCGUCUCUUAGACAUCAUGCACGUCGAGAACCUCCGCGGCAACCACAUCGCUUCCGAGAUGACACCUCAGACUGUUGCGCUGCUCCACGGGUUUAAGACCGUGUUUGCGCCUCACCCCACCUGGUUCGACCGCCCUUGGAAUGGAACUUUCCUUGCCAAGUGGUUCAACCCUGGACCCCGCGGCGAGAGUGGCGGCGAGGGCAGCCCUAUGGGCUGGGGAAGAGAGCGCAGAUACCAGGGUAUGACCUGGUACUACCGUGCCGAGCCUCCCCCAAGGCUGUACAACAACUGGAUCGGUUAUGUCGACACUAAGAUUGGAGGCAAGAACUGGGAGAGAGCGCACGGCCGUCCUUGCUUGCCGCCCAUGAUCCUCCAUCCCAUCAAGGAGGUCAAGCCGACGGAACCCGGCUUCGCGACCCAGUUUGAGCUCUUCUACGGCUGA
Messenger RNA from Colletotrichum higginsianum IMI 349063, 2175 nucleotides. RefSeq lists its product as uncharacterized. Lineage: Eukaryota; Fungi; Ascomycota; Sordariomycetes; Glomerellales; Glomerellaceae. Bases 1 to 2175 code for a protein of 724 amino acids. The transcript has 2 exons. The record is from RefSeq and is a predicted model, not a curated record.